This is a messenger RNA of Petromyzon marinus (sea lamprey), 4454 nucleotides long. RefSeq names its product syntaxin-12-like. Gene Ontology annotation, biological process: vesicle fusion; vesicle-mediated transport; intracellular protein transport. Gene Ontology annotation, cellular component: membrane; endomembrane system; SNARE complex. Gene Ontology annotation, molecular function: SNAP receptor activity; SNARE binding. Lineage: Eukaryota; Metazoa; Chordata; Hyperoartia; Petromyzontiformes; Petromyzontidae. The record is from RefSeq and is a predicted model, not a curated record.
GCCCAAAUGGGGGGCGUGACGUUGCGAGGGGCGGGGCUUGGUUGGGACGUGACGUCGCCGCCGUCAGCUGACAGCGCUUCUUGUUCAGAUCCACUUGAAACGCAGAGAUAUAAUUAAACCAUUACAGAAUUAAUCAAAUCUUCCUUCCGAUUAAAGACCGAGCUGAGACACAGGAGCAACGAUGUCGUACGGGCGACCCUCCGGCUCCGAUGGGAGCUACGGCGCGUACCGCCAGGUGCCACGGGAGAGCGGAUCCGCAGCAGAGUUUGGUCGGCUCGCGCACACCGUCGGCACCAACAUCCAGAAGAUCUCACAGAAUACGUCACAGAUCCAGAGGAUGGUGGCACAGCUGGGUACGGUGGAGGACACGACCGAGAUGCUGGAGCGCCUGCAGAAUCUGCAGCACUACACAAACCAGCUGGCCAAGGAGACCAACCAGCAGCUGAAGGAGCUGGGCUCCUUGCCACCCAUGUCCAGCCAGGCUGAGCAGCGGCAGCGGAAGAUGCAGCGCGAGCGGCUGAUGAACGAGUUCUCAGCUGCCCUCAACAGCUUCCAGGCCACGCAGCGGCGUGCCGCCGACAAGGAGCGGGAGAACGUGGCGCGGGCCCGGGCACAGUCACGCGUCACAGAGAAUUUCUUUGACGAGGGGCCGAGGGAAGGCACGUUGGUGAAUCUUGACGGGGAGGAGGAUGAGAGGCAGCUGCAGUCGGAGGAGCCCGCCAUCACGGAGGAGGACCUGGAGGACAUCAAGGAGAGGGAGACGGCGAUUCGCCAGCUCGAGGCCGACAUCAUGGACGUCAACCAGAUCUUCAAGGACCUGGGCACCAUGAUCCACGAGCAGGGAGAUAUGGUCGACAGCAUCGAGGCCAACGUGGAGAGUGCGGAGGUGCACGUGGACCACGCGGAGCAACAGUUGCGCCGUGCCGCCCAGUACCAGAGAGCCUCCCGCAAGAAGAUGUGCAUCCUGCUGGUGAUCCUGGUCGUCAUCGCCACCAUCAUCGCCAUCAUCAUCUGGCAGUCGACCAAGUGAAGCCCCGGAAUUCACGCGCCAACGCCACUCGUGCCGAGGCGGAGAGUGGGACCCAGAUCCCCCUUCCAAUACCCGUGCUCAAUUAUUCGUGGGUCGUACGCAGGCGUUGGCUGCACAGAGCCUAAUUAUUUAAGAACUGAUUUGAGCAAACUGGUUCACUGUACAUACAUGACUUGGUUAAUUACUACGUGGGUAUUUUGCGGUCUUGUUUUCGACUUAUAUCGCUAGUUGUUGUUCGGCAUAACGUCCAACGUUUCACCCCACAUGCUGGGAGCUUCUUCGGGAAGUUAAUUCAGUUCCGGUCGUGCCGGACAGCCCCUCCGACGUGUUUUCAUUUUUGUGCGUCGCUCUAUGCGCUGGUUGCUUCUGACUUCAGUUCCUGUUCAGUUCCUGAACAAGCUCCUGGCACGUGGGGUGGAACGUCCGACCUCGUGCCAAACAACGCGCACUAAAACCUGACAACACGUCGAAGAUCCACGUGAACCCGGUUUGUUGACAUGUGCAUACUCUCGGUACGUGCGUGUGCAAGUGCGCGCAUACCCAGCGAUGGUUACAAGCGACGAUGCUCAUAAACUGAGAUUUUCAACUCACUUCGGUGAGGCAGCGCUGAUGUGCUCCGUAAGGGAGUGCAUGGAUGCGAUUGUGUCGACUUUACACCGCUCACUGUUGACUUCUCGCACCUUCGACCUGAGCACUGUUGGCUGCAUAUGGCGUGAAAGAAGUUCUACAUGCGUACAUACGUAUGUUCUCGCUUAGCUUUGAUGUCUGCUGAAUUGCAUUCAAAUCAGUUCAGGUUCCCUGCUAAGUUCGCCGAGUAACCAUCCUUUAUUUUUGCAAGCGAGUCUCCUCCCGCUUGUGAACGUCGCCAUUAGUCCUGGAACACGGCAGAAUGUUCAGUUCCUUACAACGGUGUUUUACAGUAUGGGAUAUUCCGUGAGAAAGCCAAACAAAGCGGCAAGUCGAAUAAGGUUUCUGUGUGCCCGAAAGUUUCUUAAAAGUAUUUUUUUCUCAUGAACACAUUUUUUUAAAUCGCGCAGAACCGUGAAGGACAGCCCGGGACGCACGGCCCAGCUGUGUGGCUGCUGGGGUUGUCGUGACCUGGCGCUGCCACGAUAGACCGGUCGGUACAAGGCCCACGAUAGUCGCAUCGUCGCCCCUUUCUGCAAACUAUAUCCAUGUACUGUCACUGGUUGUCACCUGCAAAUAUUUAUGAAAUGAAAUAGCAAAAGUACAGUUGAUAAUGCUCUAAAUAAAUAGCUAUUGCUAAAUAUAUAGCAACAAGUUUUUUCGGAGUAACUGACAGCAUGUCGGUUAUACGAUGUCACGUUCGCACUCCAGGUAUUUAUUUUGCCGUGUAACGGACAGCGUGUGCAUUAUGAGGGGUGCAGAUUCUAACGUUGCAAUGAGAAGAGAAGGGCUAUGGUAGGAUUACAGUUGAGUGGACUGCAGUUGAACGUUCAAAGUAAAUACCUAUUGGUACUGGUGGCACAGUAAAGCACAACACACAAAACAAUAGAAUUGUGAAAUGCAGUUACAAAGCUGUGGAACACUGGUAUCGCGAUAAUCAUCGUAUCAUGAAAAUAAAUAAUAUAUUAUCGUGAAAAAAUACAUCGCGGCAACCCUCGUAGCUACGAGAUAGCCGUUUUUUUCUUUUUCAGUUGCGUCUUUGAGUGGUUCCUAAAUACUCCGUGGUCCCGUCCCCCUGACCAUGUCCUUGAGUCGGUUUGCCUGUGCACCUGUUUGUGUGUUUGUGUGCUGCAAGAGACGGAGUGGCGUGAACUCGGUAGACCGGAUUUAGAUUCUCGGCCGCGGCUGGUAUCAGUGACGAGUGAUAUUCGAAUCGGAACCGAUGUAUAAACAUCAGCACUGGGGAAGACAAAGACGGCUAGGCGUGGCGCUUGCCCACCCCCCACCCCGUUGUACAUUGCGGCGGCCUUGAUAAUUGCUCGCUAACAGCACUGGCCGCAGCAGUCUGGGAAUUUAUAGAGAGACCUUUGUCUUUGUACUGCAAGAGUGACCUCGGCACAGGAGGCAUUUCACUAAUUGCAACAUCAAGGCCAUGUAUGAUGUUUUGUUACUUUUGGUUUGUCAGUGGUUUCUUUGUUCUGUUUUUGUAUGGUUGAAACAAAUCAAAACCUUGGCCCUGCUCAAGUAACAUUGGAUGGUGCUCAUCUCAAUUGGCGCCUCUGAGCCAAAAGUAGAAAUUCCAUAUUCCUAUGGCAGGGGCCUUUUAAUCCAAAGGACAUGCAGUACUGCUCGAAGGCUUCCUCUUUGCAGGACUUGAUGCCUGGGCCACAUUCACAGUCCAGUCAGCCUGAACGGUCAUGAGAGAGAGGUAGCCAAAGAUGUGGACUUAGUGUUGUCACCUCUACUGGUUUUUCCAGGUUCAUCCUCUUGCUUGUGUAACUGUCCUGGGAAAGUCUUCCUGGGAAUUAAUUGUGCUGGUUUUUUGUCGCCACUCUCUCAAGACAACGCAUUUACUUGUAGUUCUCUGUUCUUGUAUUAUGAGAUAUUCUCCCCAUCAAUAUGUCCCAGUUUUAUUGUAGCUAAGAGGUCGUGACCCUAUUUGGUCCUGACCUAUGACCUGAGAUUACCAUAAUGCACGUCAGCAGCUCUGUCCUGUGUUUGUGCAUUAACUUAGCCAGCUUACCUCCUAGCGUGCGACGGGUGAACGCGAUCGCAAGUGAGAGCUAGAUUCCGCGUUGGUGAUGUGUGUAUGGUCAGUUAUUUGGGAAGCUCUUAUUACAGAAGGAAAUUACGGUUUUCAAAUAGCAGUGGAGAUGGAGUUGUGAAUGUCGAAACUAUCUCUUUUUCCACUGCAUAACCAAGCCGUGCUGGAGCCAGGUUGAUUUUCCUCUGCAGAAUCUGAGCUGUGCCACUCCUGUCACAUGUGCAUUCGUAUUUUUUUUUUAUUUUUACCGCAAAAAAAUGUACAUGUCAUGUAUGCUGAACGUCUUUCGCACCCUGUACGUAGCCAACCACACUCAUAAAAUAUUAAUAACCCCUCCAUUGACCCCUGCUUGACUCCGGGCCAGAUUGAAAUGUUUUUAGAGACCAGGGUUUCACUGUAUGGUUCUGGCAUGGCUCAGAAAAUAUCCAGUGGAAAACUAGCCGUGCCGUGAUGGCCCUGUGCUGGCUCGGCUCGGAUGUGCCAGUGGAAAAAGGGCUCGUAAGGGCACAUUCGUGUGUAAUGUGUUUUGAUUUUCUUGUUGCUGACACUAUAAUGCCGUAGCACUACGCAAACGCUGUAAGACAUUUAAUCGCACAUUUAAGUUGUGUACGCUUGUGUUAGUGUAACGUUACAGUUAGAUUUUAACACUGCGUUACCCCGUUAAGUUAUUACGCAUUAAUGCUUGAGUGUACGAAGGACAUGUGCUGUUUCAUCAACGCUAACCUUUAAAAAUAAAAUGUGAAUGCUGUAGAA